CCCUGGAACUUCUGAACCGUUGUGGAAGCAUGGCAGGAAAGUGGGGCCCAGUACGGGGAGGGCGAGGGGGUGGAAUAGUAACGUCACUGCUACGUGGUACGGAAUUUUUGUUUACGGUACCUUGUACGCUCUCCUUUGGUAGACCCUGCUGAUGGACCGGGACUUUUGGGGCCUUACACAUAACAGGUUGCAGAUAGGGAGGGUGGUGGAAGUUCGUAAGCAUCCCUUUUCAUUUGGAAGAGGGACAGGCCAUAGCUUCACCAUGCAGAGCUGAGGUGUAGGUUGCCUUUUAGCGGGUUAUGAGGGAAGGCAGGUUUUGAUGUGGCAGGUGAACAGGGGUGAGGAACGGAGCUUGAAGAAAGGUGGCCUGCAGGUAAGGGGAGUCAUCGAGUUUCAUCUCAUACAGAGCAGUGGUGCCGGGCUUGGACUUAGGAGGAACUGCUUCGGUCUUGUGUGUGCUCCAUAGAAGCCCGGUCAAGUUUAUUUAAUGUUAGUGUGCAUCAGAUGAUUUGAGGACCUCUGAUGAAAAGAACCUGUGGAAAAUAUCUUGUUUAAAUUUUAAUUUCUUGGGUUUUCUCCUGUACUUCUGUUUUUAUUAAAAAUAACUGGAAGGGAAGUGCUAAGAAGUAGUCUUGGUUCUAUUAAGAGCCAGAAUUGUUUCUGUGAAAGGAAAGAUGACGAAUCACACUUUUUGGAAGAGGUAUUGUCCAGCUUAUUUACCCAGUGGAAAGAGGAUUUGUUCUAGAUGUGUUCUGGCAAAUAAUAGCAGUAAUCCAGCAGAAAAGGGUAGACUGUUGCAAACUAAACCAACAAGUGUGCCUGUUUACCUCAUCUGCUGAACAGUCAUUUGGUAGAAUGGCCCAGGAGUUUUUGAACCCUCUUUUCACAGCUGAAAUAGGGUUGGUUUUUUUUUUUUUUAAACUAACUGUAUUUAAAUGAAAUAGUUCGUUUUGAGACUGUAGGCUUUGAUCUGCCAUUUUAUGGAAAGCGAUGCUUUAGGAUGUAGUCUCCGUGGUAGGACUGAUGGCCUGGUGGGGAAAGCUGAGGGUAGUAGUCGUGACACUGAUUAUUGUCUUGGCCCUGUCAUUUAUCUUCUGUGAGUCCUCAAGCAACUGAACUCCCACCUCAGUUUCCUCUCUGCAGAGUCUUCCUGGCUUCCCACCUCACAGACCAUCCAGGUUAAGUAAUUGAGUUAGAGACAUCAUAUGCUCUCUAAUAGUUUUUUGUAAAAUUGAAGUCUGAACAGUAGCUUCCUGUAUGGUAGUUUUCUGUGGUAAGAUGUGGAAAUGACGUUCUUCAGAGGGAAAUCUGAAUAUGAAGAUAAUGAAUGGAGAACUCCUGGUGAUGCUUCCCCACUCAGCCAUGUCAGAAAAUGCUUAUUCAUUCCCUUCUUCAUCUUUUUUUGUUUUCUGAAAAGAACCAGCUGAAAAUGUCUCAGAAUCCUGACAAGCCACAUUCAAGUGAAGAAAAGUUGAGUGGUUUGGAGGAUGGCCAAGUGGAGAGCUUGGACAACCCGGAUCGAUCUAUCAGAAAAAGAAUACAACAGAGUGCUUCAGGGUCACACAGAGAUGAUACUCCAAAGGCUAGUCCUCCUCGGCCUGUGUCAAUAGAAGAGCUCAUGGAAACAGCUAAGGGAGUAACCAACAUGGCCUUAGCACACGAAAUCGUUGUUAAUGGAGACUUCCAGAUAAAACCAGCUGAAUUACCAGAACACAGCUUAGAAAAAAAAGUAAGAGAUAUUGUGCAUAAAGCUUUCUGGGAUUGUCUGGAAGCUCAGCUAAAGGAAGAUCCACCAACAUAUGACCAUGCAAUUAAACUAUUGGGAGAAAUUAAAGAGAAUCUCCUGUCAUUCUUGUUGCCUGGUCAUACUAGACUGAGAAGCCAGAUUACAGAAGUUCUUGAUCUGGACUUGAUAAAACAGGAGGCAGAGAAUGGGGCCCUUGACAUUUCUAAGCUGGUCGAAUUUGUUAUUGGGAUGAUGGGGACUCUCUGUGCUCCAGCUCGAGAUGAAGAAAUUAAGAAACUGAAAGAUAUUAAUGGAAUAGUUCCUCUGUUCAGAGCAAUUUUCUCUGUGUUAGACCUAAUGAAAAUGGAUAUGGCAAACUUCGCUGUCAGUAGUAUUAGGCCAAAAUUAAUGCAGCAGUCUGCUGAAUAUGAAAGAAAGAAGUUUCAGGAGUUUCUUGAGAAACAGCCAAAUUCUUUAGACCUUGUCACAAGCUGGUUGCAAGAAGCAGCAGAUGAUCUCGCAAAGCUGAGAUGUGAAAUGUUGGCUCCCCACUGUAGCGAUGGUGCCACUGGUGGAGCUUCUGCCUUGUGCUCCACGGCUGUACAAAAUCACGCCUAUCUGAAGCUCCUGAAGUGGGAUCAUAUAAACAGGCCUUUUCCAGAAACAGUGCUAAUGGACCAGACCCGCUUUCAGGAAAUCCAGCUGGAGCUGGAGCAGCUCCUCUUGACUGGGACUGUCCUUCUGGUCACGUUCAGUGCGGCAGGCUCGGCACUCGUUGAUAUGCCUGGAUUUGCUGAGAAAAUCAAAACCAUUGUCAAGGUGCUGCUGACAGGAAUGCAUCUUCCCUCCUUUAACCUGCAGGAAUCUUUGGCUACCAUUGGUGAAAAGGUGUGUGCUGAAGUUAACAGCUGCCUUUCCCAGCACGGGUUUACACCGUUCUCAGCUGAGAGAGAGACUGGACUUAAAGGGCAAAUCCAAGCAGUGGCCAAUCCGGAUAACACCAUAUGCAAGCUGAUAGAUUCUCGAAUUGAAAAGUUUCUGGAGAACUACCUUGCAUCUAGUCACCAGAAAUCAUUACCUGCUAUUCCUGGAGGAUUAGGCCCUAUUCAGAGAGAGCUGGAAGAGAUUGCUGUCAAGUAUGUUCGUCUUGUCAACUACAACAAAAUGGUCUUCAGCCCUUACUAUGAUGCAGUCCUUGGCAAAAUACUGACUAAGGAAGAAUCCCAACUUGUAGGGAAGUCCGAAGAAUCAUAAAACCAGUUUGUGUGCUACCACUAUGGUAUUGUCAGCUAUUUUAAAAAAUUGCACCAAUAUUGUCUAGGAAAACAGCUUUCCAUGUAAAUACUGGUUCCUUUUAAUUCACUAGUGAUGAUUGUUGAGGAAAAUACAUGAGAUGCAAAAGGGGUUCUGAAAUGAACGAUGAGAGAGAUAUGCAUUUUUAAUGUAAGUAUGCAACCUGGGGGGGGGGUGUCUUGGUAGUUUUCUGGCUGCAAUUUUUAGAUUCUUGAGCUGAUGGUAGGUAGGACAAAUUUAAGAACCAAACUUUGCAUUUAAGUAGCUCAUUUUAGGGCAUUUUACUCUAAUUUACUGUGAAUUUAGUUUAAUUAAUCCAGAGCAGAUUAGCAAUGGUCCUUCCCAGAAGGGGUGAUUUGGCUUUAAAAAAAAGACUUAAGAAGAAAAGCUAAAAUUCUAGAUAAGAGAAACUUUAACAGGCAAAAAACAAAGCCAAACAGCACUUUAUUGUAACAUUAUGGUUAGUAUGGUAGGCUCCUAGUUUUUUCUGCAUUUUAAUGCAUUUUUAAUAGCAUUUUUUUGCUGUUUACCUGCAGAUGUUACAAAACACAUAAUAUAUUUUUGUAGCAAAUUUUCUGGUUAUUGGGUAACUGUCCUCUGCUAUGUACAGUACUUACAAAGGUGGCAAUCUUAUAGAUUGCAGCUGUAUUUAUCUCUUGUAAAGACUUCAGAAGGGCAGAGCUAAAAUGUUUUGAUAAAAGUGGCAUUUCUUACCUUUUUUUUGCUAGUAGUUUACUCCUUUUUAUGUGAAAUACUAACUUUAAAGUAAAUCUUUGUCAUUUUCAGAAGAUGGAUUUAAAGUGUGUGAACCUUUCGGCUGAAAAUUUUACUUCUUUUUUAAAACUACAACUGGAGAUGGUUGCAUAUUCAACCAUGUCUUCAAAAAUAUCCAGGAAGUGCAGAGCACUAUCGGAAGUAUAAGUGAUUUUAACGUACUGUGAGAAGUGAAUGAUUUAAUGUUAGUUUGAAUAUACAGGGAAUAUUUUCAGUAGAAGAUUUUUUUCAAUUUGUAGAGCCUGUCUUGAAACUUAAAAUAUUUGUAGGUCUUGAAUUCAAUUAGCUACAUGUUGUAGAGAUGAGUGUUCACGGAAGAGCUCAGUGAUCUUACAGCCUUAUUGCAAUUUCAAACUCAGCUAGGAGGUAAGUAUGUUUGAAAUUUUCCUCUAGUUGAGCACAACGCUGUAGUACGGUAAUCAAAAUUUGAUGAUUUUAUGAAAGCAAUGUUCAUAGUUAUAAACACUUAAGUGGCCCAGGUGCUAGACUAUCCAAAAGAGAAUGUGGUGUUGUCUUAAAAAAAAAAAAAAAAAAAGUUAGGUAAAAUAAGUAAAACGGGCCCUCUUAUUCC
Egretta garzetta (little egret) is the source of this 4364-nucleotide messenger RNA. RefSeq names its product t-complex 11 like 1 (gene TCP11L1). The record is from RefSeq and is a predicted model, not a curated record. Gene Ontology annotation, biological process: signal transduction. The transcript is spliced from 11 exons. Bases 1373 to 2980 code for a protein of 535 amino acids. NCBI's taxonomy places the organism in Eukaryota, Metazoa, Chordata, Aves, Pelecaniformes, Ardeidae.